UUUUUUUUUUUUUUUUUUGAGACAGAGUCUUGCUCUGUCCCCCAGGCUGGAGUGCAGUGGCGCAAUCUGUGCUCACUCCAACCUCUGCCUCCCGGGUUCAAGCAAUUCUCCUGCCUCAGCCUCCUGAGUAGCUGGAAUUACAGGUGCCUGUCACCACGCCCAGCUAAUUUUUGAAUUUUUCGUAGAGACAGAGUUUCACCAUAUUGGCCAGGCUGGUCUCGACCUCUUGACCUUGUGAUUUGCCCGCCUUGGCCUCCCAAAGUGCUGGGAUUAUAGUCAUGAGCCACCGCGCCCGGCCAAUGAUAAUAAUAUUUGAUACGUGUUGAGCAGUUGCUCUUACAGGCUCUUUUGGGAGGACUUUAUGUGGAUUAACUCACUGAACCCUCCAAUAGCCUUAGAGGUAUGUGCAGUUAUUAUCUCUAAUAUACAGAUGAGGAAACAGAGGUGAAGAAAGGGAACGUGACUUGGUGACUUGCCCAAGGUCUCACAGCAGGUGACACAGCCAGGGCUGAAAAGCUGGCAUUUGGUUCCUGAGGCUGCCUUGCCUCCCGCACCCACUCUCCUGCCUCUGUUAGUGUGGCGUAUUUCUUUCGGAUUUCUUUUCUCUGUGCAUGUGACAUUUAAACACAUACCUCCUCGUGCCCUGAAGUCUAAGACAGUAUGCCCUAUAAGGUCCAUUAUUGAUCAUGUAACUGCUUUUCUGAAAAGAAUGCGAUAGGUGAGUUUUAUCCAUGGAUUGCGAGGUACAUGCCAAUCUCAAUGACGUCAGCAUGUGAAACAGUACGCAUAUUGUAGAAUUGAGGUGAUAGGGCAUGUGUGUGUGUGUUUCAGAAAAGGCAUCCCGCCUGAGUUCUGUCGUGCCGCGAGCCUUCGUUAGCGAAUGCUGAUGGUCUCAGUGUCGGCACAGCGGGGCUGGUUUCUGUGUUUCUGUGCUCAAGAUGGCUUGUUGCGUUGUGUGGCCAGACCCUUUCCACGCGCUGGGUACUGUGCUGAGCCCUUCCCUGCAUUAGCCUGUGAUGAAAGCACUGCUGUCUGUCCUUGCAAGGACAGGAGGAAACGGAGGCUUGGGAGUCUAGAAAGUGGGCAAGCGAGGAUCCCAGUCCAGAUCUGCCUAACUCUCAAGGCUGUGUGGCACAGUGUCGUGGGGGAGCCGGGCCGCUUGUAGUUCCUGAGAUGAGGUCAUAGGGCAAGUCAUUUCACUUCUGUGCCUCAGUUUCUUUGUUAUCAUAGAAACAGUAGGAGUGUCUGCCUCAGAGGGUUGCUGUGAGGGUUAUAUUGGUGUGUGCAAAGCACUCAAAUGGGCCUGGCACGUGGUAUGGGCUAUGUGAGCCUUGUUCUUUUUAGUAGAGUCAUGGUAUUAACCAAUAUAUAGCGCCAGACCCCGUUGUGAGCUUUUAGAUUGUUGCCGGGUUUCCCUAUUUCAGCAGUACAUACUCAGGACAGCGGUCGUCAGCUGGUGGUGGUUUUGUACCCCAGGAGACAUUUGGUAAUGACUGAAGACAUGUUUGAUUGUCAUAACCAGGGGAGGGUGUUCUGUUGGCUUUAGUGAGUAGAGACCCAGGAUGCUGACAAACCUCUUCAGGGUGCAGGAGAGUCCCCACCUCAGGGAUUCUCUAUCCCCAAAUGUCACUAGUGUUGAGGCUGAGAAUUCCCACCUUAGAACCUCUGUUCCCUGGCACUAGCAUUUUCUGCAGGAGAAAUUCAUCCAAGCACAUGUACAUUUUCCACUUUAUCAGUUUUACCAGAAUGCUCUCACAAGACGCUGGGACCAGUUUAUAGAGUGGUGAAUGGCUGGUGGCAGAUGAGGGAGUUGGUUCCCUCCCGUCUUGCCCCAAGUGACUUUCUCCUGAGUUCACACAAGCAGAUGCUGCCUGUUACACCACUAGUUCCUGUUGUCUUUGGCUUUUUUGGUAUUUUUUUUUUGAGACAGGGUCUGGCUUUGUCACCCAGGCUGGAGUGCAGUGGCACAAUCUCAGCUCACUGCAACCUCUACCUCCCAGGCUCAGGUCAACCUCCCACCUCAGCUUCUCAGGUACCUGAGACUACAUGUGCACACUACCACACCUGACUACUAUAUAUAUAUAUAUGUGUAUGUAUAUAUAUGUGUGUGUAUAUAUAUGUGUGUGUGUGUGUGUGUGUGUAUAUAUGUGUGUGUAUAUAUAUAUGUAUAUGUAUUUUUUUUUUUGGUAGACACAGGGUUUCACCAUGUUGCUCAGGCUGGUCUCAAGCUCCUGGGCUCAGAGGAUCCUCUUGCCUUGGCCUCCCAAAGUGCUGGGAUUACAGGUGUGAGUCACUGUGCCGGGCCAGCUUUUUUUUUUUUGUCUGUUUUUUGAGACACAGUUUUGCCUUGUCUCCCAGGCUGGAGUGUGGUGGUGCAGUCAUAGCUCACUGCAGCCUCAGCCUCUUGGGCUCAAGCAAUCCUCCUGGCUCAGCCUCCCAAGUAGCUGGGAUUACAGGUGUGCGCCACCACACCUGGCUAAUUUUUGUAUUUUUUGUAGAGAUAAGGUCUUGCUAUGUUACCAAGGUUGGUCUUGAACUCCUGGUCUUAAGAGAUCCUCUUGCCUCAGCCUUCCAAAGUGCUGGGAUUACAUGUGUGAGCCACCACGUCCAGCUUCCUGUUGUCUUUGAAUUUAUCUCCUGAGCAAGUCUUCCUCGGGGUGCUGUGGAAAGGCACAGAUCUGAGUGCAGACGACAGAGGCUUCUGAGGGGGUCGCUGCCACCUCCCCAGUGAGCCUCCACAACACCAGGAGGGAGCCCCACCCACCAGCUCCAGCUCCAAGAGACGCAGAGCUGCUUCUCCACCUGCCUCCCUAGCCCAUCUGUGCAGUCUGGCAUCAAAACCAGUUUUCCACAGUAUUUGAACCAUUUUGCAACUCCCACCAAUAGCGAGUAAGGGUUCUGGUUCCUCUACAUCCGUGUCAGCACUUGGCCUUGUCAGUUUUUAAAAUUCGAGCCAUCCCAGGCUGGAGUGCAAUGGCGCGAUCUUGGCUCACCGCAACCUCCACCUCCUGGGUUCAAGCGAUUCUCCUGCCUCAGCCUCCCAGCUGUGCUGAUUCCUUAGUUGCUGAGAUGAGAUUGUAAAAAGCAGCUCUGUUAAUCCCAGCAGCGGCCAGGGCCUCCGCUGCUUCUCGGCUGGGAGACCCAAGACUGUGCCCUGUCCACGGCGCCUCCUGCAUGUCCUGCUGCCCUGAGCUGUCCCGAGCUAGGUGACAGCGUACCACGCUGCCACCAUGAACGAGGUGUCUGUCAUCAAAGAAGGCUGGCUCCACAAGCGUGGUGAAUACAUCAAGACCUGGAGGCCACGGUACUUCCUGCUGAAGAGCGACGGCUCCUUCAUUGGGUACAAGGAGAGGCCCGAGGCCCCUGAUCAGACCCUACCCCCCUUAAACAACUUCUCUGUAGCAGAAUGCCAGCUGAUGAAGACCGAGAGGCCGCGACCCAACACCUUUGUCAUACGCUGCCUGCAGUGGACCACAGUCAUCGAGAGGACCUUCCAUGUGGAUUCUCCAGAUGAGAGGGAGGAGUGGAUGCGGGCCAUCCAGAUGGUCGCCAACAGCCUCAAGCAGCGGGCCCCAGGCGAGGACCCCAUGGACUACAAGUGUGGCUCCCCCAGUGACUCCUCCGUGGCUGAGGAGAUGGAAGUGGCGGUCAGCAAGGCACGGGCUAAAGUGACCAUGAAUGACUUCGACUAUCUCAAACUCCUUGGCAAGGGAACCUUUGGCAAAGUCAUCCUGGUGCGGGAGAAGGCCACUGGCCGCUACUACGCCAUGAAGAUCCUGCGGAAGGAAGUCAUCAUUGCCAAGGACGAAGUCGCUCACACAGUCACCGAGAGCCGGGUCCUCCAGAACACCAGGCACCCGUUCCUCACUGCGCUGAAGUACGCCUUCCAGACCCACGACCGCCUGUGCUUCGUGAUGGAGUACGCCAACGGGGGUGAGCUGUUCUUCCACCUGUCCCGGGAGCGUGUCUUCACAGAGGAGCGGGCCCGGUUUUAUGGUGCAGAGAUCGUCUCAGCUCUUGAGUACUUGCACUCGCGGGACGUGGUAUACCGCGACAUCAAGCUGGAAAACCUCAUGCUGGACAAAGAUGGCCACAUCAAGAUCACUGACUUUGGCCUCUGCAAAGAAGGCAUCAGUGACGGGGCCACCAUGAAAACCUUCUGUGGGACCCCGGAGUACCUGGCGCCUGAGGUGCUGGAGGACAAUGACUAUGGCCGGGCCGUGGACUGGUGGGGGCUGGGCGUGGUCAUGUACGAGAUGAUGUGCGGCCGCCUGCCCUUCUACAACCAGGACCAUGAGCGCCUCUUCGAGCUCAUCCUCAUGGAAGAGAUCCGCUUCCCGCGCACGCUCAGCCCCGAGGCCAAAUCCCUGCUUGCCGGGCUGCUUAAGAAGGACCCCAAGCAGAGGCUUGGUGGGGGGCCCAGCGAUGCCAAGGAGGUCAUGGAGCACAGGUUCUUCCUCAGCAUCAACUGGCAGGACGUGGUCCAGAAGAAGCUCCUGCCACCCUUCAAACCUCAGGUCACGUCCGAGGUCGACACAAGGUACUUCGAUGAUGAAUUCACCGCCCAGUCCAUCACAAUCACACCCCCUGACCGCUAUGACAGUCUGGGCUUACUGGAGCUGGACCAGCGGACCCACUUCCCCCAGUUCUCCUACUCGGCCAGCAUCCGCGAGUGAGCAGUCUGCCCACGCAGAGGAUGCACGCACGCUGCCAUCACCUCCGAGUGGUUUUUUCCCCCUAACUUUUUACUUUGUCUUUUUGGUUUGCGUCCCCACCCCCACCUCCUCAUCCUCUUUCCAGUUCUUCUUCAGGCCCCUCCCAGAUGCACCCCAGCAGCCCCUGCAGCCCCUGCCCCCAGCCUCACCUUUGUGCCCAGACUUGCAUUUGGGAGACUCCACCUCCCGCCCAGGCCUGGGCUGUUGGGCGGUUGGAGAUUCAGGUUUUAAUCCACACAAGCCCCAGUGAGGGGUGAAGCAAGGUGCCUGGGGCCUGCCUGAGUUUCUGGCCCGGGUGUCGUGCUGGUGUCUGCCUCCGUGCUGCUGCUUCUGGACGAAGGCUGCCUUCUGGUGGGACGCGACACCCGGCAGACAGUGGUGCUGCCUUCCAGGCCCCGUGGCCUAGGCUCGGAGUGGCCAGGCACGGGGCGGUCCAAUCCCCCACCCGCUGUUGCCCCAUGGGGGCAGAAAAGCAAUAAUGUCCAGGGGCAGGCAGGGGCCCUUGGGAGCUGCAGGGUGGGGGGUUAGGGCUGCUCCCUGGUGAAUGGAGCCAGAUCCUAGGAUCUGUACCAUGGGGAACCAGGAGUGGCCGGGCUGGGCACCGCCUCCUGGUCCUGCCUCCUCCCCACCAAACUGUCCUCACCCUAUGGAUGAGGCAGGAGGAACAUUUGGGGGCAAACCUGCCUGCCUCCCAGCCCCGUGCCUUACUAGGGCUUCCUUCCAGCUGGCCUUACCUCCCGCUGGACCCUGGGCCUGGCCUGGCCCCACUGGGGGACUGUGGGCUGGGCUCACCCUCUUCUCUGCGGGAGUGGAGGGGCACCAGCCUCGGCUGUUACAAUCUUACACCGGACAGUAUUGGGCCCCAUGGACUUGGUCAGGGAGGGGUGGGGGUGGGCAUCUCUGGUACCUGUUGGGGUGGGGGGCCUCUGAGAAGGGAGGCUCCUAGGCCCCCCUCACCCCUCCCUCUCCCCAGGGCCCCACGUUCUGCAGCCUUAAGGUUGAACAUGAGCGCACGUCCAUGUCAGUGCUGUGGGACUCCUGUGCGUGCCUCGGACUGCGUGUGUCGGCGGGACGCAGGCACACGUGGGUGUGGGUGUGUGUGCAUGUGUGUUUGUGUGAGGGCAGCGUGUCCUCCAGUGUGCAUGGUGUGUGGGCCUGGGCCCCAUCCCUGGCCCGAGCAUUUCAUCCUGUGGGGGAGGGGUGCUGACCUAGUGGGAGGAGCCCCGCCGUGAUCCAUGAGCUGCCCUGCCCACGCCUCCCCUCCCUACAGCAAUAACUCUGGGUAUUUGGAGUUUAGCUUUUGUGGGUUUGCUCUCCCUACCCCAUCUCCUGUACUAUGCAGUUCAUGGCAGGGUGGGGAGGGGUGGGGUUGGUUCGGGUGGGUGAGGGUCUUUUUCCUCUGUGUGCGAUGUUAUCUGACAGUUCUCCUCCGUCCCUACUGGCCUUUCUCCUCGUCUUCAUAUUUGUACGGUACAAGCAAUAAAGACACUCAUUUCAGA
This is a messenger RNA of Symphalangus syndactylus (siamang), 6214 nucleotides long. It is a transcript of the gene AKT2, whose product is annotated as AKT serine/threonine kinase 2. Gene Ontology annotation, biological process: protein phosphorylation. The record is from RefSeq and is a predicted model, not a curated record. Gene Ontology annotation, molecular function: ATP binding; protein serine/threonine kinase activity. NCBI's taxonomy places the organism in Eukaryota, Metazoa, Chordata, Mammalia, Primates, Hylobatidae.